Molecule: messenger RNA, 414 nt
Organism: Emiliania huxleyi CCMP1516
Lineage: Eukaryota; Haptophyta; Isochrysidales; Noelaerhabdaceae
Exons: 3
Coding region: 1-414 (137 amino acids)
Source: RefSeq, a predicted model, not a curated record
AUGCCGUCGCCGGACGCGGCGGCGAGGCACACGGGCGCCGGCGUGGCGCGUCGGCAGGCCCACCACGAGCGGAUGCGCGACGAGCGCGCUCGGGAAGCGGCCGCGGGCGACGCGGAGCUUCCGCCGGAGGACGACGCGGUCGAGAUGGCGAGCGCCGUCCACGUGCUGGACAGCGUGGCGGAGGAGACGAAGGCGAAGCGGCGGAAGCGAAAGCGCGAGGAUGCCAGGGCGGCGCUCGACGGCCACUCUGUCCUGUCCACCGGAUCGCGCCUCGAGAUCUUCUGCGACAGUGAGCGGUGGUACCCUGCGACCGUCAUGGCGCGGGAGGAGGACGGGGACGGACGGAUCGUGCACGAGGUCGAGUACGACGGCGAAUCGGGUCGGCGCUAUGGCGGGACCACUAUCGAGUACUAG